UGCACGAGGUAGGCAGGUGUACGCCGCCGUCUGUCAUGUAGCCUUCCCUCCGAAGUUUCUGUCGCAUGUCUUCUGCCGCAUCCUCGCGUUGAGGUCAUCAAUGAAGCCGAUAGCCACUGCUGCUGCUGUUGUUGUUCUUCUCUAUCUGAGUGACCACGCGUGAGUGCGGGGCAAGCGAGUAGGUUGAACGUUAGUUAGUCGCUUGUCACGAAUUACACGCGGGUCCAGCCACUGGACCAGCGAGUCAAGAUCUCCGCGAGUUAUGAAAGCAAUUGUGCCUUUCGUUCUCCAGGUGAUUGCUUUGCAGCUGACGAGAUGCCAGUGCGGCGGCGGUGGUGGUGGCGGACCGAGCACGUUCGGAUACGACGCUUCCUCGGCCUGCAGCAAGCCGUACUCGCGCACGAAACGCUCACAUCAUGAAGAUUUACCCUGUGACUUUCGCCGACAGAAUUGGUGCACGAUCGCUGGUAGCUCUUAUCCUUGGCACGCGGUACGUCAAUUUGUACAACAGAAUCAGGGGUUGAUGAGACGCAUGUAUGGCGAUGAGAAUUACAUCAAUAUCCUCCGAGCGGAAUUCGAAAAGAACGAUAUUGAGCUAAAAUAUGACGAGUAUAAUCAUCAUUUCACCGAUGAUCUGAGACAAUUCGAAUAUGACAAUGAUUACGAAUUCAUUGACGACGAUCGGCCAAAGGCUAAUGAAGGCGAGUAUGAAGGUCGCUCUCUCAACGAUCCCAUCGUCAAGCAAAUGACUAAGUUCUCGAAGCUCAGCGAGUACACCAGGCCACAUUUCAGGCCUACCGAACGGACCACCAGUUCGACCAUCCCGAACACGAUUACUACCUCUACAACUUUGUCUUCGACGUCAACUAGCGCUGCAACCUUUGUUACGCAUGCAUCAAUAACGCCCUCGUUUACUGCCGCCACCGUUACGAGCACGGAGGACAUCAAGACUGAAACUUCAAUAGUGUCAACUUCUCCAAAAUUUUCAAACAUCACUACCAAGGUUACUGAUAGUAAUCUUGUAGUAAAUAGCACGACGACGACAGCAUCGCCGAGCAUUACAGUGGUUCAGAUUGUCAAAGAACAAAAUUUUAGCAUCAAUGAGAUUCUAGGGCAGAACGACAGGACCAAUGAAGAUCUGGAAGCACCAGAAAUAGAAGCUUAUUUAGAGAAAAUGAUAACCGAAGAGAACACAACACACACCAUGCAACCAAUCGAAACGACAACGGGUGUCCCCAUGGAAUUGCUGGUCAAAGAGGAGGAGAACGAGGAGGACAAGGAAGAAACGCUUAACGAUGCUACAAAGACAACAAUACAUGAAGAGUUAAUAACCGCAGCAAGUUAUGAGCAACAGCAACUAUUCAGACCACGUCCUGAAUAUCGGCCAUCGGGCGUGGUCGAAGCAUCGACAAAUACUGGGGGACAGCUUUAUCAAGAUGUUGCAGAGAAAGAUCAGAAGGAGCAGCCAGUGCUAAAGUUUAUAGGAACGAACGCCUGUCCCGUUAAGGAAGAGGUAGUAGCACCGUACUGGGCCAAUAAUACUCGUGGUGAAAUCUUGGCCCUCCUCAAUCUGUAUCCCUUUGAGCAGUAUGUCCAUUGGGAGAAAUGCACAUACGAGAACAAGCAAAUGCACUGCCGGGAUGGAUGCAGAUGCGAGCAGCAGUAUCGGCUGCAUCGAUUGUUGGCUUACGAUCCCAACAACGAGUGCCGUGGUAUUUUUAGCGACUGGUUUAAGUUUCCAAGCUGUUGUAUCUGCCGCUGUUACGAUCUACCAUUUGAAUUUCGGGUGGCGUCGCGUUCACCACGCAGGUAUAAACGACGAAUCAAGGUGCAAUUACCAAAGCGGAACCGUUACCCGUGAUCUAAUUGUUUUCUGACUGGCCAGUCGCCAAAUAAUGCAGCGUGUAUGUUGAAGGCGACCUGCUAGAUAAGAUCAUUAUAUGAAAUUUUAACGAG
This is a messenger RNA of Mycetomoellerius zeteki, 1956 nucleotides long. RefSeq names its product Spaetzle domain-containing protein 4 (gene spz4). Gene Ontology annotation, molecular function: growth factor activity; Toll binding. Gene Ontology annotation, cellular component: extracellular region. The record is from RefSeq and is a predicted model, not a curated record. The coding region runs from base 263 to 1861 and encodes 532 amino acids. The transcript has 6 exons. Gene Ontology annotation, biological process: innate immune response; central nervous system formation. NCBI's taxonomy places the organism in Eukaryota, Metazoa, Arthropoda, Insecta, Hymenoptera, Formicidae.